Messenger RNA from Rhodamnia argentea, 1326 nucleotides. RefSeq names its product vicilin-like seed storage protein At2g18540. The transcript is spliced from 10 exons. Lineage: Eukaryota; Viridiplantae; Streptophyta; Magnoliopsida; Myrtales; Myrtaceae. The record is from RefSeq and is a predicted model, not a curated record. Bases 1 to 972 code for a protein of 323 amino acids.
AUGACGCGGGAAAACAUUCCUACUCUAUUCUUGGAUGGAAGUGUGAAAGAGAAGCGACGGUCAGUAUUAGCUUUUGCUUAUGUGUAUCCGAUGCAGGAGACUCAGGAAGAAAGAGAAAAACAGGGGGGCUCGGAUUCGGAGGAGAUUGAGGAGAGGAAACGCGGGAAGAGCGACAAGACGAAGAGGAGGAGGUCACGGCGACGGUACAGUAGUGAGUCAGGUGCGGAUGAUUCGAGCUCGGAGGAUGCCGGUUCCGAAUCGGAAUCGGAGGGUUCGGAUUCAGUGAGCGAGAGUGAAGAGGCGAGGAGGAGGAGGAAGAGGAGAGAGAGGAGGAGGAGAGAGGAGGAGAACGAGAGGAAGAGGAGGAAGAGAGACAAGGAGAAGAGGAGGAGGAGAAAGAGAGACGAUGAAGAAGAGGAAGAGAGGAAGAGUAAAGAGAAGGAGAGAGCAGAGAGAGGUAAAACUGGUGCAGUGACCAACUCCUGGGGAAAAUACGGGAUUAUCAGAGAAACCGAUAUGUGGAAUAAACGUCCUGAGUUCACUGCUUGGUUAGCAGAAGUAAAACAGGUGAACCUGGAAAGCCUGGCUAACUGGGAAGAGAAACAGAUGUUUAAAGAGUUUAUGGAAGAUCAUAACACUGCUACCUUCCCUUCUAAAAAGUAUUAUGACCUCGAUGCUUAUCACCGACACCAAAUGGAAAAGGAGAUGAAAAAGGGUCUCAAGAAGGUUAUUUCCAAAGAACGCACAGUUUUCAAUGAUGAAGAACAGCGUCGGCAAGAACUGCUGCUAGAACGUGAAAGGCAAAAAGAGCAGGAGGUUGAAGCAUUGAAGGUUUCGAUGCAGGGUGGAAUGGCACAAGCAAUGAAAGAACAGGCUUUAUUGAGGGAAGAGAUGGCCUACCAAUAUAAGCUUGGCAACUUUGAGGCUGCUGCUGCCAUUCAGAGAAGACUGGAUCCAAACAUCGCCAUGUGAUGCAUCGUGCCCAGGCUUCGCCCCUGUCCUGGAUAGUGAUGAGACUAUGUGUUUGAAACUCUCUUCUUGUGAGGUUACCGCUUGAUGCAUCAGCCAGCAUCACCUCACAUUUUUGCAGAUGAGAGGUCAGCUCUUGGAUCUACAAAGUAUUGUGUAAUUGCAGGUCUUGCUUCGUCUCCAACUGCUUUGUUCUUAUGUACCCUUAAAAUGUCGACUUUGAGGUCUUUGAUUCUUUUGGUGCUAAGUAAAAGACAUUUGCAAGAAGAGAAAGUAACUCUUGUUAACGUGAUAUGAUGUACCUGGCAUUAUGACGGCCAGCCGGUGCACAACAGAUGUGGGAGGCUCUUUUUCUUA